AUGGUUGUCCAUAUUAUUAAGGAGGAGGCCUCUACUCAAAAAGAGAAGUGAGAUUAUAUCUUCCUUUGAUGAAUCUAGUAAACAAUUAAUGUCAGAAUAUUGCAAUAUACUUGACAACAAUUGUAAGGAUGUAUGACAGAGACAAAGAGGGCCUAAACUUGUGAUGCCUGUAAGGAAAGAAUUAGGGCUGGAAAUGGAAAUGAAAAAAUGUUCAAUAAAUCUAACAACAUAAUGUAGUGUAAAGAAAAAAAAAAAAAAAAAAAAAAUAAAUAUAUAUUGUGCUGUCUUCCACUUAGCAUCAGGACAGGAGAGGUGGUCUGUGAUGUCUGUGAGGUCAAAGCUGUGAAGUCCUGUCUGACCUGCAACCUGUGCUACUGUGAGACCCACGUUAAGAAGCACUACACAGCACUUAAACUACAGAGACACACCCUGGUGGAGGUGACUGGAGACCUGGAGGAGAGACUCUGUCAGGAGCACCACAGAGCUCUGGAGGUGUUCUGCAGGACAGACCAGAAGCUGAUCUGCAGUCUGUGUGUAGUAACAGAACACAAAGGACAUGAUGUAGUCUAUGGAGAGAGAAAACAAGCAGGAAGACAGGUAUAGUUUAUGCUUUCUUCUCCCCUUUAUCAGAAAACAUGCUGACUUUCCUCUGUUGUCAUCAUUGUCCAAUACAAAGUAGUACACAUUUUUUGCAUCCAACUAUACAAAAUGUUUGUUUCUCCAUAAAAUCCCACUUGUUCUGAAAACUAUUUCAUAUUGAUGAUGUCAUGGAAGACAUGUUGCUCCUUCGUGAUCCUCACAUUUUUUUUCUUCUGUUGUCCUUUUUGAUAUAAAAGACUCAAGGUGAAGAGCAACAUCAAAACCAGGUUUUAAAUGAAGGUAUGUGUUCAGACUUUUAAUGCUCAAUUCACUGGUACUUUCUCCCCUGUGUUAAUGGGUUGAAACAAAACAUACAGGCUGUAUAUAUUUUACAUGCUACUGUUCUUUAACCAUUUCAGCUACAAACAUUAAAACAAUUAAACAUUUAAAAAAACGUUAUAAAUUGUAACUAUUUAAAUUAGCAUGAUAUAGCAUAAAAGAGGCCACCAACAUUAAUAGUAACUCUUGAACCAAACUAGAUUAACAAAAACCAACUUUCAGAUGUUCAGGCUAUCCUAUCCUAUCAACCAUUUAAGAAUUCAAGACAAGCUAAGAAGUGCAUACAUUUGGUUUAGGACAUGUACUUUUCUAGUUAUUAUUAUCCGCUGCCACCUGUAGCGCCAAAACCUUAAAAGCCAAAACACCAAAACAACUUUAAAAUGUGCAGAAUUACUCACAAUCGAUUGCUUAAAUACACCUUUUUGAUACUAUGUAUACUUUUGGAACUAUAACUGUUUUACAUUUGCAUCAAAGCUCCAUAGACUUCAAUGGGAUAUAUUUAAAUGUUUAGUUUGUAGUCAAAUAACCUAGUGGCCUAAUGGGUGGACUGUUAUUAAUAUUUUACAUAAUAUUAUAAUUAAUCAACAUUAUUUCAUAAAACCCACCGAAAAUCCGGUGUUUCUAGGUCAAACGGUUUUGUUAGACAGUACCAGUCAAAAGUUUGGACACACCUACUCUUUCAAGGGUUUUAAUUUAUUUUUCACUAUUUUCUACAUUGUAGAAUAAUAGUGAAGACAUCAAAAGUAUGAAAUAACAGAUAUGGAGGCUGUGUAAGGGCUAUUUCACCAAGAAGGAGCAUGAUGGAGUGCUGCAUCAGAUGACCUGGUCUUCACAAUCCCCCGACCUCAACCCAUUUGAGAUGGUUUGGGAUGAGUUGGACUGCAGAGUGAAGGAAAAGCAGUGCUCAGAAUACAUUGGGGGAAAAAAGUAUUUAGUCAGACAACAAUUGUGCAAGUUCUCCCUCUUAAAAAGAUGAGAGAGGCCUGUAAUUUUCAUCAUAGGUACAUGUCAACUAUGACAGACAAAAUGAGAAUUUUUUUUCUCCAGAAAAUCACAUUGUAGGAUUUUUAAUGAAUUUAUUUGCAAAUUAUGGUGGAAAAUAAGUAUUUGGUCACCUACAAACAAGCAAGAUUUCUGGCUCUCACAGACCUGUAACUUCUUCUUUAAGAGGCUCCUCUGUCCUCCACUCGUUACCUGUAUUAAUGGCACCUGUUUGAACUUGUUAUCAGUAUAAAAGACACCUGUCCACAACCUCAAACAGUCACACUCCAAACUCCACUAUGGCCAAGACCAAAGAGCUGUCAAAGGACACCAGAAACAAAAUUGUAGACCUGCACCAGGCUGGGAAGACUGAAUCUGCAAUAGGUAAGCAGCUUGGUUUGAAGAAAUCAACUGUGGGAGCAAUUAUUAGGAAAUGGAAGACAUACAAGACCACUGAUAAUUUCCCUUGAUCUGGGGCUCCACGCAAUAUCUCACCCUGUGGGGUCAAAAUGAUCACAAGAACGGUGAGCAAAAAUCCCAGAACCACACGGGGGGACCUAGUGAAUGACCUGCAGAGAGCUGGGACCAAAGUAACAAAGCCUACCAUCAGUAACACACUACGCCGCCAGGGACUCAAAUCCUGCAGUGCCAGACGUGUCCCCCUGCUUAAGCCAGUACAUGUCCAGGCCCGUCUGAAGUUUGCUAGAGUGCAUUUGGAUGAUCCAGAAGAGGAUUGGGAGAAUGUAAUAUGGAGGACAAAGAAUGCUGAGUUGCAUCCAAAGAACACCAUACCUACUGUGUAGCAUGGGCGUGUAAACAUCAUGCUUUUGGGCUGUUUUUCUGCAAAGGGACCAGGACGACUGAUCCGUGUAAAGGAAAGAAUGAAUGGGGCCAUGUAUUGUGAGAUUUUGAGUGAAAACCUCCUUCCAUCAGCAAGGGCAUUGAAGACGAAACGUGGCUGGGUCUUUCAGCAUGACAAUGAUCCCAAACACACCGCCCGGGCAACGAAGGAGUGGCUUCGUAAGAAGCAUUUCAAGGUCCUGGAGUGGCCUAGCCAGUCUCCAGAUCUCAACCCCAUAGAAAAUCUUUGGAGGGAGUUGAAAGUCCGUGUUGCCCAGCGACAGCCCCAAAACAGCACUGCUCUAGAGGAGAUCUGCAUGGAGGAAUGGGCCAAAAUAACAGCAACAGUGUGUGAAAACCUUGUGAAGACUUACAGAAAAUGUUUGACCUGUGUCAUUGCCAGCAAAGGGUAUAUAACAAAGUAUUGAGAAACUUUUGUUAUUGACCAAAUACUUAUUUUCCACCAUAAUUUGCAAAUAAAUUCAUAAAAAAUCCUACAAUGUGAUUUUCUGGAAAAACAUUUCUCAUGUUGUCUGUCAUAGUUGACGUGUACCUAUGAUGAAUAUUACAGGCCUCUCUCAUCUUUUUAAGUGGGAGAACUUGCACAAUUGGUGGCUGACUAAAUACUUUUCCCCCCCACUGUAUGUGGGAACUCCUUCAAGACUGUUAGAAAAGCAUUCCAGGUGAAGCUGGUUGAAAAAGUGCCAAGAAUUUUCAAAGCUGUCAUCAAGGCAAAGGGUGGCUAUUUGAAGAAUCUCAAAUAUAAAAUAUACUUUGAUUUGUUUAACACUUUUUUUGGUUACUACAUGAUUCCAUAUGUGUUAUUUCAUACUUUUGACAUCUUCACUAUUAUUAUACAAUGUAGAAAAUAGUAAAAAUAAAGAAAAACCCUGGAUUGAGUAGGUGAGUAGGUGUGUCCAAACUUUUGACUUGUACUGUAUAUAUUAUAUUUACGGUAUAUAUAUUUUAUAAUGCCAUCUUUGUAUCUCAAGCAUUGUAAUGUGGUUAACCUUAAAAAUAUAAAUGAAAAUUAUUCAAAUCUAAAAGAUCAAAUUCAACCAGAGAGCCCUUUGUGGGAAAAAGGCUGCACUUCAAUCCCACAGUGAAUGACUAGGCCCUCUACACUAUGACACCACACACUACUGCAGAGUUUGAUAUUACCGGACGCAAUUGAUAUGGUGGAAACAUACUAUAUGGUAAGGGGAGGCAGAGGCACAGAAACUCACAUCAAUACCUUUGUCAGAUAACACUGUGAAACAAAUAAUUUAUGCUAUAUCUAGCAAUCAAGAGGAAACUCUGACUGAACGACUCAAAAACUCCCCAGCUUACAUUGGCUUGUGAAAGUAUUCACCCCCCUUGGCAUUUUUCCUGUUUUGUUGCAAUCUGGAAUUAAAAUAGAUUUUUGGGUUGUUUGUAUCAUUUGAUUUACACAACAUGCCUACCACUUUGAAGAUGCAAAAUAUUUUUUAUUGUGAAACAAAUAAGAAAUAAGACAAAAAACAGAACUUGAGCAUGCAUAACUAUUCACCCCCCCCAAAGUAAAUACUUUGUAGAGCCACCUUUUGCAGCAAUUACAGCUGUAAGUCUCUUGGGGUAUGUCUCUAUAAGCUUGGCACAUCUAGCCACUGGGAUUUUUGCCCAUUCUUCAAUGCAAAACUGCUCCAGCUCCUUCAAGUUGGAUGGGUUCCGCUGGUGUACAGCAAUCUUUAAGUCAUACCACAGAUUCUCAAUUGGAUUGAGGUCUGGGCUUUGACUAGGCCAUUCCAAGACAUUUAAAUGUUUCCCCUUAAACCACUCAAGUGUUGCUUUAGAAGUAUGCUUAGGGUCAUUGUCCUGCUGGAUGGUGAACCACCGUGCCAGUCUCAAAUCUCUGGAAGACUGAAACAGGUUUUCCUCAAGAAUUUCCCUGUAUUUAGCACCAUCCAUCAUUCCUUCAAUUCUGACCAGUUUCCCAGUCCAUGCCUAUGAAAAACAUCCCCACAGCAUGAUGCUGGCAUCACCAUGAUUCACUGUGGGGAUGGUGUUCUCGGGGUGAUGACGUGUUGGGUUUGCGCCAGACAUAGUGUUUUCCUUGAUGUCUAAAAAGCUCAAUUUUAGUCUCAUCUGACCAGAGUACCUUCUUCCAUAUGUUUGGGGAGUCUCCCACAUGCCUUUUUGCGAACACCAAACGUGCUUUUUCUUAAAGCAAUGGCUUUUUUCUGGCCACUCUUCCGUAAAGCCCAGCUCUGUGGAGUGUACGGCUUAAAGUGGUCCUAUGAACAGAUACUCCAAUCUCCGCUGUGGAGCUUUGCAGCUCCUUCAGGGUUAUCUUUGGUCUCUUUGUUGCCUCUCUGAUUAAUGCCCUCCUUGCCCGGUCCGUGAGUUUUGGUGGGCGGCCCUCUCUUGGCAGGUUUCUAGCGUUGCCAUAUUCUUUCCAUUUUUUAAUAAUGGAUUUAAAGGUGCUCCGUGGGAUGUUCAAAGUUUCUGGUAUUUUUUUUAUAACCCAACCCUGAUCUGUAAUUCUCCACAACUUUGUCCCUGACCUGUUUGGAGAGCUCCUUGGUGUUCAUGGUACCGCUUGCUUGGUGGUCUUGCAGACUUUGGGGCCUUUCAGAACAGGUGUGUGUAUAUAUACUGAAAUCAAGUGACAGAUCAUUGCACACAGGUGGACCUAAUUUAACUAAAUAUGUGACUUCUGAAGGUAAUUGGUUGCACCAGAUCUUAUUUAGCGGCUUCAUAGCAAAGGGGGUGAAAGCUUAUGCACGCACCACUUUUCCGUUAUUUAUUUUUUAGAAUUGUUUGAAACAAGUAAUUUUUUUCAUUUCACUUCACCGAUUUGGGCUAUUUCAAUACAUGAAAUCCAAAUAAAAAUCUAUUUAGAUUACAGGUUGUAAUGCAACAAAAUAGUAAAAACACCAAGGGGGGUGAAUACUUUUGCAGAAUGUUUUGCAAUUGACUGCGACAGACUCAAAUAAAAAAGUAAGCAUUAAUGAACUAUAUUUUUGUUAAUGGUUGAUAUAAAUAAUUACAUUGAAUAUGUGUUGUACUUACCUGCAGUAUAGUAUGAUUACUAUUCAUGUGUGCAUGGUUCAGAGCAUAUGAGCGGAGUGGAGCGGGAGCGAGCGUGGAGCGUGAGCGGACGGAUUUUGAACAGAGCGCAGAGCGGCAUUUUUAAAAGGACGGAGCGUCGCCCUAUGUCCCGCUCCAAUUUCGCUCGCUCACACCACGAGUCUGAAGCAUGCUCAAGCCUGACCCAGAAUCCAUCUGUUUAAUUUAAUUUGUGUCGUCCAUGAAUUUGUAUUUUAUAGAGUGAGAGGAGCAGCAGCAGCAACAAGAGAAAAGGGUUGAGGAAUUCAAAAGUUUAUUCACUGCACGCAAAGGCCCAACCAUAACAAGGGAGAGAAAAAGAGAGCUGGAUGUAGCAUUUUUAAAAAUGAUUUUCAUGGACUAUGAACCGCUGAGUAAAGGAGAACGCGAAGGGAUGCAACACUUCGCCAGCGCAGCUCAACCGGGCUACACCCCCCCAAGAAACUAUGAUAAAUCAGUACUUUACUUUGUCAAAUUUACACCUGAGAUGCCCCAUUCACAUGCUUCAGCUGGCGAUCAAAAACGCCUUUAACGAGCACGACAACAUGAAUAGGCUGUUAGUGAAAGUCGGGCACCUGGUGAAAAGUGUACGCAAGAGCACAGAGGAAACCGACCAAUUAGGUGUCCGCCCCACAAAUGCCUGCGCCAUUCGAUGGAGCAGCCAGCUGCGGAUGAUUCAGUCGUUCAUCCGGUUGUUCCAAAAAGACCCGUUAUGGCAAAACAAACUCAAGUCUAAUGUUGCUAACAUGAAUCAAGUACGGCAGCUGACGCACCUUGUCAGUGUGCUGACACCACUAGCAGAUCUCACAGACAAAAUGCAGAAGGAGCUGGGGAACCUGGGGAUGAUCCUCCCUGCUGUCACAGAAAUCAAAUCCCUGCUCACCCAUUACACUCACGCUGCACUUCCAAUGGGCAUCGCUGCUUUUGCAGAAACAUUGGCAAACAACGUGUAAAUUCGCUAUGGAAUAUACUAUACUGAUUAACAUCUCAUUUUAGCGUCAGUGUUAGAUCCCCGUUUCAAGACAGAAUGGAUAAUCCGAGAUGAGUCUGUAUGCAAAAAAUUCGGGGAGAUAAAGUAAGGCUGUGGUUUAAGCUAAAAGUGAAAUAUAUGCAGAUUUUGUUCCUUUUUUGGAGUGAGCGGGGGGCGAUUUGAGUGGAGCGCGAUGCAAACUGCGUUGAGCGCUGAGCGAUAAUGAGCGGACUGGCCUGAUGUGGCUUUGAGCGGGGGGAGCGGGGGGGGUGAACAGCUCCGUGAGCGAGGAGCUGAGAUUCUCACCGCUCCACUCCGCUCACAUGCACUGGCAUGGUUAUUGUCGUAUAUGAUGAAUGGUGGCAAUUAUUGCUGUCAACACAGAGUCCGUUAUGCUGCAUCGUGUGAGAGGCUUUUAUUAAAAUCACGAGUUUUACAGCAUAGGUACAGACUCGCGAUGUCCGGAGAACGGCUCCCCAGAUUGCUAUGGCCGUUCUGACGUCUCAUCGUUUAACUCCUAUUUAUAAACAAUGCAAAAAGAGGGGUGACUCCCUCUUCUGGCCAAUCACCAGUCUCCCCUUUAUAUAACCUUCCAAGAGUUGAAUGGCUCCCUCUACUGUCCAAUCCCCGUAUCUUACAACCCACUUCCUGUCUGUCAUAUGUCAUUAUACUAAACAUUGCCUUUUGAUACUAACAUAACCAACAUUCCAUUUCUUCAUGAAAAACAUUUAACAAAGGCAUAAUCUUCAGACACUACAUUCCCCCCUUUCGAGACGAACUAAACGUCUCGAAAACAAACAGAAUAGGAUUAUGACUAGUAACAAUUUAUCUUAUUGAGUAUCUUUAACAUUAAACCAAAACCAUUCUCCUCUAGAGCGUAAAUUCCUUUCUAUGCAAUAACUGUUCAUGAAGUGGGAAUACAUUACUAUGGCAUAUGAAGAAAUCUCUAUGGAGUGUAAGAGCGAAAAACUGUCUGGCAGCCAUCCAUCCAUAUCAAUCAAGACAGUAAAAUUCUCUCACGGUCCCUCUGCCCCAGGCAACCACCGUCGGUACUCCAGAUAACCUCAUUAACCAUGUAAAUGCAUUUGAAACUAUGAUGCAAUUAAAUACACAUGUAAGCCCCUGCAAACAAAAUCCUAUCCAUAAACAUCCAUUGUACGGCUGGUCAACCCAUAGGACCGUACAAUGAAACUCUCCCUUCCUAGCCUCUCUGUCCCUAAACAUUCACGAAAUAAACAAAAACAUCUAAGAUCCUCCCAUGUAUCCAAUUACAUCAAACAUCAUUCUACAAAAAUUAAUCCCUGAGACUAUUACACAAUUAUGUAUUACACAUGUCUAUAUUUCAUUGCCGACACUGGAAUGUAGUCCACUACACUUCAUCUCCCCGUAGUCUUGACUUGGAUGAAUGGAUUGUUGAUGAUGAAAUCAGCCACACCCUCCUUGUUUCAUCUCCUCCAGUCAUAUUGUCCCUUCAUAUUGUCUUUGUUUGAGUAUUUCAAUCUCCACAUGUUCCCCCAAAUGCGUCUGGAAUGAAAAGAAAAGAAACAACCAAACAGUAUCUUUUGCAAAACAAACACUUUCAAAUUAAACCUCAAUUUCACCUAAGAAUUUUAAAAAAAUGAUAUAUAAAUGAUGUAUGAAUCACAUAAACCUAUUCCCCCCUUUGAUUCAUAAAUCAUAUCAAAAUCACCCCAAUAUUGGAAAUAAAAUCGAAAAAUAAUCAACUCAUAAAAAAAAAUGAUAUUUAUCCAUCAGUUCCACGUGUCCAUCUUUAUCCAGAUCAGGAACAGUCAACACCGGCAUCUGAGUGUUGUCUCCAGGCAUCACUCUCCAGCCUAUCUCCAUAUCAUAACUUUCUCAAAGGUCAGUAACAAAUUACAAACAUCACAGUGUUAUCAAAGCUGAAACUAAAAUCUGACCCAUCACUGCCCCUACUGGCCUAAUUGAUCUUGCAACCAAGUCUUCCAAAUGCAUCCCUUAUUUCCUUCAAUGCCUCUAUAACCCCAAUAUUAUCUGAACUAUCUGGACUCAAAGUAUAACUAAUAUUUAUCAAUAUGAUCUUCCCAAAUGUUACACCAUACCAUGAAUAAAGUCCCCCCUUCUCCCUUAGACUUAUUCUUCAAUGAUAGGCUUGAAGCCUAUGACAUGUCGCUUUUCAUCCUAUUUUGAACUCUAGUUUCAAAUUGAUCUGUGUUCGGUGCUACUCCUCUUUUAAUAGUAAAAGCCUCAUAUGGAAGCUUCAACGUUGACAUGUAACCAAAUCCUGUCCAUUCAUAAUGUAAGAAUAUAUAUUUUAUCAUCACAAACCCACCAAAUAUCUCUAAAAUUCUCCAUAGUCACAUUGUCAGUCAAAAGCUAAUCGUUUAACCAUCAAAGUCCUGCUUUUCUUACUACCUGCUACCUAAAAAGUAACAUAUUUCUCAUUACUACCCUUAAGGUCAUGCUUAUCCAAAGUUAUCAUAUAACAUCCCAAUCUGAUCUUCCCAUAAACACACCCCUUACCUCAUAUGUUUUAUUAGAAUAAAACAACUUUUAGCCCUCAAUGUUUCACCUGAAUACUUCAGGAUUCUGUUGUUACCUGCUUUUCCUUUCCCAUUUAACAAUUCCCAUAUUAAUUCACUUAACCCAAUUCCACCUAACCCUAGGCUUAAACCACUGUUCUGACAACGACAUUAUUCUAUCUGUCAAUGACUGUUGCUGAUACCACAGUUAUGACAAAUCAUAAGACUGAACCACACCUGAUAGAGGCCGCGCGACCGUCUAACAUGUCUGGUGCUGGAAUCCUCAACAGACAUGGACCUCAAGAUUCCUCACUGAUCUUACAGAAUGAGUUAAUCUAUCUCUAAUUUCCACAACAGAAGAACGAGCGGUACUGAUCAGAUACCUCUCCCUGUCUGUCAUCAAAAUCAAAGACCUCAUCCUGUCCUCCAUGAUGAAUCUAUAUUCUCUCUACUACUCUCUGUUCUCCUAUUUUAACCCUAUUCGUACUAUCAUUGACAGCACUCUCCAUCCGUAACAUAACCCCUGAGUCCUUCUUGCUAACCCCCUUUAAUUUCAGAACAGUUGUUGUCGAUGCCAUACUCCCUACAUCGUAUCAUUAAUCCCUUCCAAAGUUACCAUUAAAGUAGUUGAUUUAGUUGCUGUAUCAACCCUAAUUACUUCUAGUGCAAAGGUUCCCAUUAUCCUCGGUGUAUUAUCUACUGUUGGAGUGACUCCUGUCCAUUCAGUUCUACUCCUCCUGAACUCCCUCAAUGACUGUGGAGGCUACAACAGACCUCAACUCUUCCAUUAUAAGCGUUACUUUGUGAAUUACAUAGCCCUUUAACCAAUAAUUCUUAACCGGAACAAAUUCUAAUGCUUGCACUAGAUAAGUACACAUAUUCUCCCUGACCUUUCUCUGUAACAUUACGCAACAUAAGUGAACAGUCACUCCUAACCCUCUUCUAAACUAUACCUCCUUUUACUCCUGGUCCUGAUAACAAUACUUAUUCUCCAUAAUUAUCUCUCCAUAUGGGAGAAACGUCCCCAUCCUAAACCCUAAUAAGUAUUUUUCCCUAACAUUGGUGCUGUAUUGGUUCCCUUAUAAUCAAAUGCGAUAUAUUUAUGGCUUUAAUAACUGUCCAUGUUGAAAGAGUUAAAUUGCUUCUCCCUGUUGUUCUAAUAGACUGAAGUGUUAAUGUCCUUAUUUACUCCUAGUUUUCCCCAGUUUUCCCCUAAGACUUUGAACUCUUUACUUGUACUUCCAUCUAUCACCACUAGUGUCACUUUUUCCCCAAAUCUCAGUCCUAUCUCUAAAUCCCUGACUUUCAAACUUUUGAUUACACAAAAUACCCCUAUAAUUACCUUGAUCUUCCUACUCUACAGUGUCAUUCACCAUUGUUCUCUCUCUCUCUUACUACUAACUUUAAAACUUAGCUUACUGUCUCAGAGUUCCUUCAACCCUAAUCUACUCCUAACUUAUUUUAAUCUAAUCUUUUCUCUCAUAACAUUUAAAACCUUUUCCCCUGAUAUUCACAAAAUCCCUUACCACCAAAUUUUAGAAGAUGUGAUUGGGAAAGUUCCCCACCUGCUUCUGACUCAUUACACACAGACUUGGCAAAACGACUAACCACCUUUUAGCCUAGCCUGAAAUCCCUUAGUGUAAGAAUGUAACCCAGAAUAAUAAUCACCCCUUUUAACUUUUCAGACAGAUUGUCUUAAUAGACAGUCUAGUGUACAUCUUAUUGUACAAUUCAAUUCUCUUCCCAACACUGCAAUAACAGUAUCUUCUAAUAUUAGUAUGUCUAUUUUGAUUAACUGUUUUACUACCUCAAAUCCCUAUCCUAAUUCGUUAUCAAUUAGUGAGAUGUUUAACCUCUUUAGGCCUAAACCCAAAUAAGUUUUUCCCCUAUUCACUAUCACUUCUAAUGGCCGGUUGUUUCAACUGUUAGCUAUUUUCUCUUCUCCUCUAAUCGAUGCUCUCAGCAAUGCACCCCCCUUCCGGAUCUUCUAGACACUAACAGGUGAUCUUGAAUUGCCCCUGUAUCUUCCUUAAAAAUGUUCUCUGUUCUUCCUCCUCCUCCAAUUCUGUGUCUGUCCAGAAACUGGCGGUCGAUAUGGAACAUCUGGUCCCCCCUUGGCUGGUACAAUUGCCUUUGAUAUUGUUCAGUUGAAGCUGUAACAGUGAUUGUUGAUUUGGUUCACCCUGAUUCUUCAUCACACAAGCUUCUCUUCUCCACCAGUUGUAUGAUUGACUUCUCAGAGUUUUCUUCGUCCUGUUCUUUGUUGUUGACAUAUCAGGAUUCUUCAAAAGCUUAUAUUUAAGUUCUGGUCCUCGAAAUAUCGUCUUCCAUCAUCUUCUUACUUUUCUUCAGCAUCUUUGCCUCAAUGUAUUCUUCUUCUCCUCCAAUUCUUGGGAUUAAAAAUGUUCUCCGCAGGUUUUUCUCCUUGUCUCUUCUGUAUCUUCAGCGUCUCGAGCUGUUCCUCUAGCUCCCUUACCUCUCCCAAAGUCGUCUCUUCCUCCAGGCCUGAUACGCCUCGGUCUAUAUCUCCUAUUUCUUCUUUGCCAGUCAUUGUAGGAUAAAAUCCUCUUGAACAUAAAGCACCUUUAACCUCCAAAUCUUCAUCGCUUUCUUCAUCAGAACUCGAAUCUCUUGUCCCCUUCUUCGUUCAACUUUUAUCAGAGAUCAAAUCUCGUGUAUCUUCUUCGUUCUCUCUUGCCAACUUCCUUCUGAUCACAGAGUCAUAUCCACCCAUGACCUCUCUCAAUCACUCUCAUCUUCAUCAUCCUCAUCUCCUUUAAGUUCCCAGACAUCCCGGUUUUCCUUCCUUCUGGAGUUUUGAAUUCAUCUUCAUCGUUAUUUCUGCUCGUAUUCGUCUUCAUCUCUGAUGCCAUAAUCACCAUGCUAGAUGAUCACUGAAAGCUUCCUUCUCGUAAGGUGGGUGUCUUUUUGCUGAAUCCGUAUGUGAGAAAGGUGUACUAACAUCUGCCAUUAGUUUUCUCCUAACACAUCAACCCUUUUAUAUUCCUUUAUUGUGAACUAUCUUAUUUUAGACUGUAUAGCCUAAGACUUCCCCCCUUAAAUUAUUAAUAUAACCCUAACAACCCCCAAAUUUUUUAUUUAUUUUUUCCCUCCCCAAAAAAUCAAAUAAAAUCAAAUAUGAAUAUUAAAAAAUUCAAUUAAUGCCUUAUUCAAAAACCCUUUAAUUAAAAAUAAAAACCAAUUAAAAACUCAAUUAAAAAUUAUGAAUAAUUUAAAAAACCAAUUUUUUAUUCCUAUAUCCACCAAUUUAUCAAUUAGUGUUGGCUAUCUAAACCACAAACCCAUCAACUGCAAGUAAAUGCAAGUUAGUCAUCUUCAGACUAAAAAUACCCAUAACAAAGCCUCUAACCUUACAAACCCUUCAAUACUACUCCAUUCCCAUACCCCUUGCUGCUAUCAGCUCUAAUUAUCUUAAAUUUACAGAGAAUGUCAGUCUUCGAUUCCCAACAUCUUAAUCAACCCCAGUGAUACCACAGAGCUCCCAAAUGCCAUUUUUAAUGAAAUAGUAUUUGCCAGCCUAUGUAAAAAUCGUCAUAACAUCACAUAUUUUGUUUGGAUGAUUUUUUGUACUAGCCUAUCUGAUCCCUUUGUUGGGCCCCCCACCCCUUUUACGGGGGGGGGGACGCACAAAGUCAGCCCCCCCUCUCUCUCCUCCCCUCGUUCCAGUUCCUCUCAUAUUUCAAAAAAAAAGACACAGACAAGUUUCAGAUUAAUGCAAUCACUGAGAUUUCCAAACCCUUCAAAAUUCGUUCGUUUUAAAUUAUUUUACUCUAAGGUAAAUCAGAACCCAAAUAGAUCGACCCCAAAAACCCUUUUAUUUUAAAACCGUCCCUUUUAAAUUUUUUCACUUUAUUAUUCUUCGCCCAAAUAUAUUUUUAAUUUUUUCAAUUCAAUAGGGGGCACACCCCAAAAUUUUAUCCCUUUAACCAAUCUUUUUUAAAAAGAAAACUGUGCUAAAAUCUCUUGUCGGGUUGGUUUUUCCCUCUCCCCGCAGCCCCCCGAGGGACCUUUAACCCCCCAAAACCAAACCCUUUUGUUUUGUAGGCUAGCGCCCCAUGUGUAGUUUUUUGCCCCGUAAAAUCAAAAAGCAUGCGCACAUCAUUCAAACCCAUGUUUCCCCACAACGAAAAAGCAUUCGCUACAGGUCACAUUUUUUUACCCUUUUAACCCCCCAAUUACAAAAUAAAAGAGUACAAAUUUGGGGGGGAAAUUCAGUUCCCACCCCUACAAACAAAUUUAAAAGGCUUGAACCAAACGCAGGGACCCCUAAGGUUAAAGUUAUCAUGUAGCACGCAACCAAUUUGCCCUUUAGGGAAUUAGCCCCUUACAUUUCCUUAGUAACUGCGGCCUUUUCCAAAAAUUUAACCCAAAAAGCCGCAUUUCUCUUUAAUUGAUUUUCUGUUUCGGUUUGCCCUAAAAAAUUCGCCGGGGUAUGGGGUAUUUCAGUGAGCGAUCCCCCCCCCCCGCAACAUCCCUCGAACAGAAGUUGGGGUAAGCCAUCCCCCAAAAAAGGGCCCACCAACCCCCAGUCCCAGGGCUGGGAAACCGAACAAUCCAAUGCAUUCCCGGAUUUUUGGGCCCCCCCUGGUGGGCGCCCCGUUCGUACGAAAGGGGUUACCCAAACCUGCAAAGCUCUUUAAAAGGAAAGCGAUAUCUGAAUUUUCCAAAACCCUUGUCCCCGUUACCCAAAAAAAAAAAUGAUCCUACCGUUUUCCUAAAUUUGUCUUGCCCAUAGUUUCCCAAAGAAUUAAAAAAAUUUCUCUAAAUCCCCAUUGCCAUCCGUUACCAAUGAAAAAUAAACUUAUCACUCAAAAAAUCAUUGUCUAAGUUACCCAAAGAAAUAAAAAUUUUACAGGGUCCAAAUGAACCCGCAACAACGCCACCCAGGCCCGGGCGAAGGAAAAAUCUUUAAAUGUAAACAAGUCAUAUCCAAUCUAAAAAAAACUCCGAAAAGGGGGGGAACCCCUCACCCUUUUUUUGGCCAUGCUUCAGAGAGAGUUAGGGCCCCGGGGUUUUAAUGAAAAAGGAAGAGACGCAAACCCCGCCCCACUUGGGCGCCCUUAGGGUAUAUGUGAAUGGUGGGAAAAUUUUUGCUGGGCAACCCCAGAGUCCCUUUUGCUGCACGGUGAGAGGCCUUUUUUUAAAAUCACGGGUUUUACGCAUAGGUACAGAUCGCAUGUCCGGGGAAGGCUCCCCAGAUUUAUGGAGUUUGAAAUCUCAUGUUUUAACCCCAUUUAUAAAACAAUGAAAAGGGGGGUGGGUCCCUUUUGGCCAAUCACCCGUCUCCCCUUUAUAUAACCCAAAAGUUGGGGGCUCCCCCCCUGUCCCAAACCCCCUAUUUUACAAACCCCCUUUGUCGUCAUAGUCAUUAUACUAAAAAAAUUUCCUUUUGAUACUAAAAGAACCAAAAAUUCCAUUUUUCAUGAAAAACAUUUAACCAAAAAGGGAUAACUUAAGGGAAAACAUUAUUAUUGGCUUGACCGUGGGCCUUUCCCCUUUGGGUGAUUUUCAUCACCCAGAUUAAAAUCUGUACAAUGAAUUUACCACAUGUUGAGUGGGCCCGUAUCGUUUUGUGUAUUUGGGACUGUUUUUUUAGGCUGUCACCUUUUAUUUUUAGGGUUUAAAAAAAAAGAAAGAAUAUUGAAAUGCGUUUUGGGGAUUCCCCUUUUUCAAGGUUUCUAAGUUGGGGGCCCGGAAAAAAUGUUUGAUAAACCCAAAAGUUGGGCGUGGGCCAAAAAGGUUUGGGGAAAACCCCCCAUUAUUGGAAAGGGGGUUUAACUGCCUCUCGGGGUUUUAAACCCUUUUCCAAAAACAGGGGUAAAACGCUUUUAUUGUGGAGGGUUUAUAAACCAAAGAAACGGUUUUUUUAUAAUUUUGCGGCGUUUGGGGGAAAACAAUUUAACAAGGCAAAGCGAUGUUUCUAAAUGGGGAAAAAGCGGAACCCCUUCUUUUUUUUUACAUUACAAAUACUAAUUCUGUUGUUUCUGCGUUUAAAUUUUUUAUUUCUUUCAAAAGGAAUUUGGGCAUGUUUAUCUCGGGGUUUUUUUUCUUUUUCCUUUUUUCCCCCUGUAAAAAUAUUUUUGGGGUUAAAAAAAUAUAGCACUGAAAUAAUGUUUUUCCCUUAGUACUUCCUGCCCAGACCAGCUGAAGGGGGACUCAGUGGGGCACCACAUCAGUGUGUUAGUGGAGCCCGCCAAACCCGGAUUGGACCAAAACCCAAAAAACAUUAAAACCCGUCUCCUACGCGGGCCAGGGACCGAAAACCCCAAUCAAUUAAAAAAUCUUUACACAGUCACUCUUUGACCCGAAACCCGGUACUUUAAUUUCUCGUCAUGUCUGCACUAUGCUUUGGGAAAAGGAAAAAACAAAAUCAAAAUGGUGUUAACAACCCUCACAAAAACAAAUAAGGAAGGCUGUAGUAAAAAAUUAGGGUUUUUGUGAACAUUAAAUAAUUAAUUUUACUUUAUUAAAGUUGACGGGUUUUCAAAAUUAACUCUUGUAAAAAGAAAUAAUUCCCUAAAGGAUGGGCAGCUGGGAUGUAAAGGACAGUAUUUACCAACAAUUAGUUUUUUAAAAAAAUAAAGGGAAAAAUUUUUGCACGCCUUUUUCAAAACUUUGGGCCCCUUCCUUUUGGGAUAACAGUGGGGCAGCGGUAUAAGGCAAUGCAUUCAGUGCUUGAGGUUCACUCCCGACCCCUGGUUCGAUUUCCCGGUGGAUCACAACCCGGGCUGAUUUGGAAAUCCCAUAGAGGGGCACAAUUGGCCAGCAUCGGGCCCGGGUUUUGGGCCGGGGUAGGCCGGCCAAAAAAUAAUAAAAAAGAAUUUGUUUUUUAAGGGGCUUGGGGCCAGUUAAAUAAAGGUAAUAAAAAAAAAUUUGACUUUUUCUAUUUGGGUUUUAAGAGAUUUAAGAACAAUUGCGAAGGGGUUUUUGACAAUUCCCCCAUAUAUUUAAAUUUUUUUUUACAUUCAACGGGGAUUUUGGACUUUCCCUUUUUUCAAAUUCAAACCAAAGGUUUUUAAUGAGGUUUAAGUAAGUCCGGAGGGAAAAAGAAAGGGCCCUUGCAAAAUGUGGAUUUUGAGGGGAAUUACCCUUUUUAUUUUGAGGGGUGUUGGGGUUAAUUUUCUUUGGAAGAUCCCUUUUAGGGAAAAUUUCAGCCCCUAGUAGUAGAUACAGUUUAAUAACUACAAGGAAACCCUCACAGGGGGGUUAGUGAGCAGGUUGAAAUUUACCCCGAUUUUUUUAGCCAUCACAAUGCAGGGAAAUGAGCAGUUUAAAUACAGACUGGACCCCUCACCCUGAAAGGGGAUACUACGGGCUGGGGCCAACCAAAUGCCCUGUUAGUGAGCAUGAAUAAAGAAUGGAGAAACCCCCUGCAAAGUUAGUGAGCAGUGAUUUUCUACAGACUGGAGCCAUCACACUGCAUGUUUGUGGCAUGAGAAGGGGCAGCGUAUGUCAGAUAGUUUGGGGAAAAUGGGAUAGGCUCACACCAGUGAAGGCGGGUUUCCAAGGAGCCCAAACACCUCAAUGGGGGGGCAAAAACUAAGAAGGGCCCCGCCUAACCCCUUUGCUUUUGGGAAAAUCUGCCCCGUCCCAGAGAGGCUAAACGGGGGAACCUGGAAGGGGUGAAGGGAAAAAGGAACCCCCCAGACGGAAACGAUGAGGAGGGGGUUGGGCCCUGGGGCCUGCUGGUCCCUGAGUAUGCCACAUCAAGAAAAGGGAAACAUUUCCAAAGGGGGUUUGUAAACCACCCUGACGCCCCCUUUUCUGGGGUCUUUUAUCUGAGGGCCCGGGCUAAGACCCCAUUGAGGGCCCCAUUUGGCCGGGCUGGGUCAAGGGGGCCAAAAAUGCCCAAAAGUUAUGUUUACGGGCCCUUCCCCGACGUCCGUGUGGGAAACUGGAGCUAA
Coregonus sp. 'balchen' is the source of this 17201-nucleotide messenger RNA. The record is from the annotation of a GenBank genome assembly. Lineage: Eukaryota; Metazoa; Chordata; Actinopteri; Salmoniformes; Salmonidae.